AUGGCUACGAGGAUACAAUUCAUGUCAGACCUUCACUUGGAAAAACGCAAGUACGACUACGACAUUCCUUGCGCUGCAUCCCAUCUGGCCCUCGUUGGAGAUAUUGGACGCUUUUGUGACUACGACGACUAUGCCGGUUUCCUAAGACUUCAGUGUCAGAUUUUUGAUCGUGUACUCUUGGUUGCCGGCAACAAUGAAUACUACGGCUCGUCGCGACAAGAAGGACUGGAUGCUGCGAACAUGCUGGUGCAAGAUCCGACCUUGCAAAAGAAGCUGGUGUUUUUGAAUCGUACGAGAAUCGACCUAGCAGGAUCCAAUAUCAUCGUGCUGGGGUGCACCCUUCACUCUCACAUUCAACCCGAUUGCGCUCAAUUGAACAAAGAUUUCGGAUGUAUCAGGGAUUGGUCCAUCGAGAAUCAUAACAGAGAACAUGAGCUAGACGUCGAGUGGUUGCGUACAUCACUUCGACACAUUGCUGACACGGAUCCUCAUAAGGAGGUCAUCAUACUCACUCAUCACGCCCCAUCGUUCAAGGACACAUGUCAUCCUAUGCACGAGAACAACGCUGUGAGUCAAUGCUUUUGCAGUAAUACGCUGGAUGCCUUUCGAACGUGGAGAGGUCACGAACAAGUGAGCAAUUGGGUAUUCGGACAUACACAUUGGAACGCUCGUUUCAUGUGUGGGAACACGACGGUACAAAGCAAUUGUCUGCCGAACCAACCUCGUAAUCUCACUUGGUGGCAGAGAUAUCUGAUGUAUAGACCGUUCGACCCACGCGCAGUCAUUGAUAGCCGUCUGGCACGAUCUUGGAGUGAUUGGAUUUUUGGCAGCUAG
Molecule: messenger RNA, 834 nt
Organism: Aureobasidium namibiae CBS 147.97
Lineage: Eukaryota; Fungi; Ascomycota; Dothideomycetes; Dothideales; Saccotheciaceae
Exons: 2
Coding region: 1-834 (277 amino acids)
Molecular function (GO): hydrolase activity
Source: RefSeq, a predicted model, not a curated record